This is a messenger RNA of Gastrolobium bilobum, 1314 nucleotides long. RefSeq names its product probable fructokinase-4. Gene Ontology annotation, molecular function: fructokinase activity. Bases 150 to 1142 code for a protein of 330 amino acids. Gene Ontology annotation, biological process: fructose metabolic process. NCBI's taxonomy places the organism in Eukaryota, Viridiplantae, Streptophyta, Magnoliopsida, Fabales, Fabaceae. Gene Ontology annotation, cellular component: cytosol. The record is from RefSeq and is a predicted model, not a curated record. The transcript is spliced from 4 exons.
UCUAUUGUUCUUAUCCUAAUCUUCUUCUCCCUCUUCAUAUAAAUUCCACCAAACACUUCUCAGCUCUCUAUCUCUUUCAAUCUUCUUCUUCCUCUCUCCAAUUCAAUUCAAUUCAAUUCACUCUCUUUUCCUUUUACACACAAAAUAUCAUGGCCUCCAACAAUGCCCUCCCCGCCACCGGCAACGGCCUCAUCGUCAGCUUCGGUGAGAUGCUCAUCGAUUUCGUCCCCACCGUCUCCGGCGUUUCCCUCGCCGAGGCUCCCGGCUUCGUCAAAGCCCCCGGCGGCGCUCCCGCAAACGUCGCCAUCGCCGUCUCCAGGCUCGGCGGAAAAUCCGCCUUCGUCGGCAAGCUCGGCGACGACGAGUUCGGCCACAUGCUCGCCGGAAUAUUGAAGGAGAACGACGUCAGAGCCGACGGCAUCAACUUCGACCAGGGCGCGCGCACUGCCCUCGCCUUCGUCACCCUACGCGCCGACGGAGAGCGUGAGUUCAUGUUCUACAGAAAUCCCAGCGCUGAUAUGCUCCUCAAACCCGAAGAUCUCAAUCUUGAACUCAUCAGAUCUGCAAAAGUGUUCCACUAUGGAUCGAUAAGCUUGAUAGUGGAGCCAUGCAGAUCGGCACACCUGAAGGCAAUGGAAGUUGCGAAGGAAGCAGGGUGCUUGCUCUCUUAUGAUCCAAACCUCAGGCUACCCUUGUGGCCCUCACCGGAGGAAGCUCGUCAGCAAAUACUCAGUAUAUGGGACAAGGCUGAUGUCAUCAAGGUCAGUGAUGUGGAGCUCGAAUUCCUAACUGGGAGUGACAAAAUUGAUGAUGCUUCUGCUCUCUCCUUGUGGCACCCCAGUUUGAUAUUACUCCUUGUCACUCUUGGUGAACAUGGUUGCAGAUAUUAUACCAAGAAUUUCCAUGGAUCAGUGGAGGCUUUUCAUGUCAAUACAGUUGAUACAACUGGCGCUGGUGAUUCCUUUGUUGGUGCUCUAUUGUGCAAGAUUGUCGAUGAUCAAUCCAUACUUGAAGAUGAACCGAUAUUGAGGGAAGUACUCAAGUUUGCAAAUGCAUGUGGAGCAAUUACAACUACUAAAAAAGGAGCAAUUCCUGCUCUUCCUACAGAGGCUGAUGUCCUCAACCUCAUCAAAGGAGAAUAGAAAUUUAGUACAUCUUUUGGUUUACUUUAUGGGAAGAAAGUUGGUGUAUUUUUAAUUUUUAAUAUUAUGUAGUUACGUGUUAUGAAUAGCAUAUAGUUAUAAUAUGAAAAAUUAUUUUUUUUUCAUAUUAUAAUUAUGUACUACCCGUAGUAUAUAAUGGAAAAAAAUAAAA